Nycticebus coucang (slow loris) is the source of this 2114-nucleotide messenger RNA. RefSeq names its product nuclear speckle splicing regulatory protein 1 (gene NSRP1). Gene Ontology annotation, biological process: regulation of alternative mRNA splicing, via spliceosome. The transcript has 7 exons. Bases 317 to 2020 code for a protein of 567 amino acids. The record is from RefSeq and is a predicted model, not a curated record. Lineage: Eukaryota; Metazoa; Chordata; Mammalia; Primates; Lorisidae.
UUUCUCCCGACUUGGAUGCUCAGAGGGGCAGUAAGAAGAGAGACAAUUCCUGGCUUCCCUUAGAGGGCCUUGUUCUUGGCAGAAGCUCAAGUCCUGAUUCCCGCCCUCCCUUCUCGUUUUAGGAAUAUUGUUCUGAGAAGCCACAGAAAAGGGUAGGCGUAUAGGGAAUUGGGGUGUACGUUGCCGCACAAGAGACAAAUAUUGUACGUAUUUGGAAGUUUGACCUGUGAUGUGUAAUCCUUUUAAUGUGGCUUCCUGUGAUCUUUGCUGCAUAAAGGCCAAAAUGUGAGAAAUUAAAUGAGUUUAAUCUGAUGGGAUGGUUCUCGCGCGUGCUCCAAGACAAAGCAAGUAUGGGCUUAUUUUGCCAAAGAAAACACAGCAGUUGCGCCCUGUUUUGCAAAAACCAUCAGUGUUUGGAAAUGAUUCUGAUGAUGAUGAUGAGUAUUUUUUUAUUUUACAGACCUCCGUGAGUGAAAGUCUUCAGAGGGAAGCUGCUAAGAAACAGGCCAUGAAACAGACCAAAAUGGAAAUCCAGAAGGCCCUUGCAGAAGAUUCCACUGUGUAUGAAUAUGACAGUAUUUAUGAUGAAAUGCAGAAAAAAAAGGAGGAAAGUAACCCCAAGUUGCUUUUGGGAAAAGAUCGAAAGCCGAAGUACAUUCACAACUUACUAAAAGCAGUUGAAAUUAGAAAAAAGGAACAGGAAAAAAGAAUGGAAAAGAAAAUACAGAGAGAACGAGAAAUGGAAAAGGGAGAAUUUGAUGAUAAAGAGGCAUUUGUGACAUCGGCUUAUAAGAAAAAACUGCAAGAGAGAGCUGAAGAGGAAGAAAGAGAAAAGAAGGUUGCUGCACUAGAAGCACGUUUGGAUGUAACAAAGCAGAAAGAUCUCAGUGGAUUUUAUAGGCACUUGUUAAAUCAGGCAGUUGGUGAAGAGGAGGUACCUAAGUGCAGUUUUCGUGAAGCCAGGUCUGGGAUAAAGGAAGAGAAAUCAAGGGGUUACUCUGAUGAAGUAAAUUCAAAGAACAUAAUACCACAGGAGAAGUGCAUUCUGGAAACUGGUAUGAAAGUGGAGGAAAACCCAGAUGCCGACAGUGACUUUGAUGCUAAGAGCAGUGAGGAUGAUGAAAUGGAAGAAAGGAAACGGAACUGCUGGCGGGAAAACAUCACAGAGACCUCAAAGGAUGAUUCCAAGCAUCACAGGACUCAGACACACUCACGGUCAUCUAGUGAAGAAAGAGGACAUGGUGCCAAACACCACACAAAAGAUUCUAAGUCAAGAGGACUUGAGAAAAGGCAAGAUCAGCACCAAGAGAGGCAGUCCAGAGACCAAGAGAACCAUUACACUGACCGUGAUUACCGGAAAGAGAAGGAUUCUCAUAGGCACAGAGAGGCCAGUCAUAGAGAUUCCCACUGGAAGAGGCGUGAACAAGAAGAUAAACUGAGGGCAAGGGACCAAAGAGAAAGAAGUGACAGAGAAUGGAAAAGAGAUAAAGACAGGGAAAAAUACUCCCCAAGAGAGCAAGAAAGACAUAGACAGCGAAAUGCUCAUGACCGACACAGUGAGAAAGGAGAGAAGGAAGAGAAAAGCAGAGAAAAGGAAGAAUAUGUGAAAGUAAGGAGGGAAAGAUAUGAAAAUAAUGAUAAAUACAGAGAUAGAGAAAAACAAGAAGUAAAUGUUCAAUCUUCAGAAAAAAACCAAGCCAGAAAGGAAAGCAGCCCCAAUUCUAGAGCAAAGGAUAAGUAUCAUGACCAAGAAAGAGCCAACAAAAUGAGAAACAUGGAAAAUGACAAAGAAGGAAACCAAGAGAAACCCUCUAGUUGUGAAACAUCCCCAGGAGCAAAACAUAGACUCACAGAGGAAAGGCAAGAGAAGGACAAAGGACGGGAGAGAACCCCUGAAGUGGUGAGCAAGUUUGCAAAGCGAAACAAUGAAGAAACGGUAAUGUCAGCUAGAGACAGGUACUUGGCCAGGCAAAUGGCACGGGUUAAUGCAAAGACCUAUAUUGAAAAAGAAGAUGAUUGAGGGCUGCCCCAUUUGAAAGAUCUCUGGAAGCACAGAAAACUGUUAACUCCUGGAACUAGCUGUGUGAAAGAAUAAAGGGAGUGUAACAACAGUG